UUAUUAACCAAAUACAACAUGUGCUCUCCUGCCAGUUCCAAAAUCCUGUACAGGAACCCCCGAUUCCUCCGGGUAGCCUUUCUGCAGCUUCAUCACCAGCAGCAGAGUGGUGUGUUUUGUGAUGCCCUUCUGCAGGCAGAGGGUGAGGCUGUCCCAGCCCACUGCUGCAUCCUGUCUGCCUGCAGUCCCUUCUUCACAGAACGCUUGGAGCGGGAAAGGCCAGUUCAGGGUCGGAAGGUGGUGCUGGAGCUGGGAGGCCUAAAGAUCCAGACACUAAGGAAGCUCGUGGACUUCCUGUAUACGUCAGAGAUGGAGGUAUCUCAGGAAGAAGCCCAGGAUGUGCUGUCUGCUGCCCGUCAACUCCGAGUGUCAGAGCUGGAAACCCUUCAGCUAGAGGGUGGGAAGUUAGUAAAGGCUCCACAGGGCCGAAGACUAAACAGAGAGUGCUUACAACCACCAAGUGCUGCACCAAUCUCUACCAGAGUGGUGGUACCCAGAAGCCGCCCUCGAACUCCGCUGCCUGUCACGGAGACUCCUAGUCCUCUUGGGGCAGUGAGGUUGAAAUCCUUAGGGGAAGAAGAGGGGGCUCACAAAAAGAGCAACCUACCAAAUGCAGAUAGCUUGUCAGACACUCUUCUACUCAAGAAGAAAGCCAGGAUUUGCCUGACUCAAGAAAGAAGCUCAUCUCCAUCCAGCCAGAGAGAAGGGCCUAAGGAAAACAAGAGUAACCCUGGUCCUACAGCACUUCCCAGCUUGUACCCUUCUGUAGAUGAGCAACUGUUGCCCAGAAAGAUCAGGCUGAGUCGCUCAAAGCCUUCACCCCAUGUCUAUACAUCUCUGCCUUCCAGCAUGUUAAGUGGUCCCAGCUCAAUACCCACAGCCCCUGGCCGGCGUCUUUGGAGGCAGAAAACUGUAAGUAAAACAGCACAGGGUGUGGAUAAGCAGAAACCAGGGGAGAUCAGUUCUCUCCAGAGCACUGCAGAGCCGCCUGAUGCUGGGAAGACAGGCGGAAACAAGAAGCAGAGCCCAGAACUCAGAGCUCCUACCUCCAACUCUGUAGAGGAGGGGCAGGUUGGAAGAGUAAAACUUAGGAAGAUUGUCAACGGUACCUGCUGGGAGGUGGUACAGGAGCCUCCCCUCAGAAACACUCAAGAUAGCUCCCAGAUCCUAGAACCCUCAGAAGUAGAAGAGCCUCCUGGAACUCUGCUGUCCUCAGUUAAUGAACAGGACAUACCUGCUAGAAUACAACUGUGUCAGGACUCCCCUGAGAGCCCUAGGCUUCAAGACAUUCUGCUCUCUGCUAGCCACUCCCCACACCACCCUGUGGUGAAGUCAGAGUUUGAGUCCAGUCCAAUGCUGACAGGGAAGGAAUCUGACUUGAAUAUUGACUGCAGAGAGCCCUACACAUUUGACACAACCUUGCUUAGCCAACCUUGUGAGGCUGAGCAGUAUCGAAUCACAAGUGCUGCAGCCACCAGUGAACUGGAAGAGAUUUUGGACUUUAUGCUAUGUGGCUCAGAUGUUGAGCCACCAGUAGGAUCUUUGGAGAGUCCUGGGGCUGAAGGCUGCAGAACCCCAAGUUAUCACCUGUCAGAAACAGGAAAGAAUUGGAUUGAAGGGGAAGAAUGGUGUUUGCCAGACAUGGAACUCUGGCCCAGAGACCUCACAGGAUUGGAAAAGGAGCCAGUUGGUGAGAACAAAGAGCCAGUUGAGCCCUUUAGUCCCCUUGUCUUGCGCUCUGAGAACACAGAAUCAAUUGAGCCCCUUAGCCCCCUUGUCAUGCCCUCUGAGGUAAGUAGAGAGGCACUGUCACUAAGAGGCUCUUGGACUCCAGACCUUGAAAUUACCAGCUCCCAGCCACUGGAUGGUCAGGGAGAAAAACUUCUCCACCUUGACUCCUCUGACCCUUCCCAGAGAUCUUAUAGUGAUUUCUCUCCUCCAUGCUCAAACUGGGCAGAGACAGGGCUGGAAGUGUCCCUAGGCAUGGAUGAGGUAUUGUGUCCUGUUCCCAAGGCAGUCAGGGAAGUGCCUGCCAACCCUGAACUGCUGGACCCAUUUCCUGGCAGUUCUGAAGACGAAGAGAUUGAUGUGGUAGACUGGACAGUGGAAGGGAGGUUGGGGCCCACUAAUGUUCCCUCUGUUUGGCCUGACCCUUCCUCAGAGUCAGAAACAGAAGUAGAUAUACUAACAUAGUAGAGGCAGGAGGGCAGGUUAGCGCUCCUAGGAGGGUGACAACUGUUCAACAAAAGGCUUUCUUGGCAGAAAAGCAAGCACAUCUCCUCCUCUCAGCACUGACCUCCCUUCCUCAGGUGUGCGCACCAGGCAGAAGUCAAAUAAAUAGCACUACCAUGGAUAGAAAAUUAUGAACAAAGCUAUUUCUUUGUAGUCCAUUUUUCAGUGACAAAACUUUGUGGUCCCCAGCUCUGGUCAUAAGAAUAGUUAUGAGUAGGCCUCAGUUCAUGAGACAUCUCAUAGUCACUGAUAAUUCAGGAAAACUUUGAGCAUUGUUUGUGGUUGUAUUCAAAGAAUGUUUGAAGCCAUGUUAGGUAGAACACUGAAAUGAGUGGGAUCUCAAAAUUGCACAGGCUGGCCUUAAACUUUUGACUUCUGCCUCAGCCUCCUGUAGCUAGUGUUACAGACUUGUGCCACUAAGCCCAACCUAUGGGGCGUACUCACUGCCGGUAUGGGAAGUCAAGAGAAAGCUGCC
Molecule: messenger RNA, 2707 nt
Organism: Apodemus sylvaticus (European woodmouse)
Lineage: Eukaryota; Metazoa; Chordata; Mammalia; Rodentia; Muridae
Gene: Btbd18
Product: BTB domain containing 18
Exons: 2
Coding region: 19-2193 (724 amino acids)
Biological process (GO): positive regulation of transcription elongation by RNA polymerase II
Molecular function (GO): protein binding
Source: RefSeq, a predicted model, not a curated record